AUGUCAACUCCGCUGACUCUGAAACGAGACAUCUCGCCUCCUCCACUGCGGAAAGGCUCGACCGUACAAACGACGAAUGGAGACAAACGACGAAAGAGCAGUCUGACGGAUUGUUCCCGUCGUGACGAUGAGCAGAAAAAUCUAUCAAGUGCCGGGCCGUCACUGGCAGCCAUAGAAGCAGGCCAAGUCGAAAUACGCAACCAUCUCGACUACUUCACCUCGCAUUUCAAGCAAGUCUUGCGCCCUGCAACGACGGCACGCCUCGACAUCGAUGAGUUCAAUCAGCUCUACCGUCGCAAUCGACACGUGCACGGUCGUCACUUUGUAGUACAUCAGCACGAUCAUCCUGUCUCUGGCGUGCAUUACGAUCUCCGACUGCAGUUCUCCGACUCAAGCACUCUCUCUUUCGCCAUUCCUUAUGGCUUACCCGGGAAUGCCAAUUCUCGAAGGCCCACGCGCAUGGCCAUCGAGACGAGAGUCCACAAUCUAUGGAACAACCUGAUAGAAUCCGCAUCCCACUCCACAGGCUCGCUUCUCAUCUGGGACACGGGAGAGUACGAAGUCCUCCCGUGGCGGCAAACCGACACCCGCUCGACGGACGACGAACACUCGGAUGCCGCUCAACGGGACGGAGACAAGUCAAGCGAGCAGUCACACAGUGAGCGCCUCGCGAAAAGCUUCCAGCAACGUCGCAUACGGCUACGACUGCACGGCACCCGCUUGCCCACAAACUACACAAUCUCGAUGUGGCUCUCCUCAACAAAUGAUCGAGACUGUCAGCCCAAAAAGCCCAAACGGAAGCGUCGACGCAUCGACCCCACCAAAACGGCCAACAAAUUUGAAAUCAUGACAUCAAGCGAGAGCGAGUCAGCAGAGAUGCAGCAGGUAAAGCAAUCACUCGAUCCAGCCGUUAAGAACGAACAAGAAGAAGAGCAAGACGCAGCCGCAGGCGUAGCUUCCGACGCCGAGGACGAGGACGCCUCCAUCCGCGCCAACAAUGCCUAUCCUGGAGCAAACAAUACUAUUGGUUCCAUUCACCAGCGCUCCUGGUUCUUAACGCUUGACAAGAAGAAUUCCGGGUUUGAGCGGAUUCGCUCCGGGCCGGAUGCUGGGAGGCGGAGAGGUGGAUGGGAGCCUUUCUUUGUGCGAGGGAGGGAUCAUGAGAGAAGUGUGGUCACCGGGCGGAGCGCGGAUGAGGUGAUGGAGGACGAAGGAGUGGACAAGUUUGUUGGGAGGAAGAUGUGGCGGCCGAUUACAGGGUGA
Messenger RNA from Neohortaea acidophila, 1263 nucleotides. Its product is annotated as DNA polymerase ligase-domain-containing protein. Lineage: Eukaryota; Fungi; Ascomycota; Dothideomycetes; Mycosphaerellales; Teratosphaeriaceae. The transcript is spliced from 3 exons. The coding region runs from base 1 to 1263 and encodes 420 amino acids. The record is from RefSeq and is a predicted model, not a curated record.